Cryptosporidium ubiquitum is the source of this 1740-nucleotide messenger RNA. Its product is annotated as oxysterol-binding protein 3. The record is from RefSeq and is a predicted model, not a curated record. The transcript has a single exon. Gene Ontology annotation, cellular component: membrane; cytosol; intracellular membrane-bounded organelle. Lineage: Eukaryota; Apicomplexa; Conoidasida; Eucoccidiorida; Cryptosporidiidae. The coding region runs from base 1 to 1740 and encodes 579 amino acids. Gene Ontology annotation, molecular function: sterol binding.
AUGAACAGAAUUCGAAAAAAAAUAUUGAGAUAUGUUCAUAGAAAACCCAAAGGAUUUAGAACAGAAGAAACACUUGAAAGAGGUAUAGAUAGAACUCAAGAAUUGGAUGUAAACGAACAUAACAAUAGUCUGUUAAAAAAUCUAGAAAUUGAAACAAAUACUGUCGAGAGACGCUCAAAAUCUUUAAGCUCAUCAAAUUUGAUCAAAGAAGUUAACUUAGUUAGUAGAGAAACCGAAAUUGAAGAAAUAGAUAAUUUAACUUGUUCAUCUUCUAUUAUAGCAUCAAAUAACAAUAAUAGGCCCAUUGAAUAUAUAAAAGUGAUGAAAACAAAUAGUGAGGAAAGCUUUGUUAGUAUUAAAGAAAGUGAAGAUGAUUUAUCUGUUGAAAGAUUAAAUUCAUCAAAAACUUGUAUGGAAAAUGAAGAUACAGAAAAAAAGGAAUCUUUUAAAAUUAUUAGGAGGAAGGAUCUUCCUGUUCCAAAGACAUCGUCAAGAUUCUCUCUUCUAUCCAUGAUGAGGCAAGUUUUCGGAAAAGAUCUUUCGAGGAUAUCUAUGCCUAUAUGUUUAAACGAGCCUUUAUCUUUUGUACAAAGAAUUUCUGAGGAUUUAGAAUACCAUAAUCUGCUAGAAAAAGCAUGUAAUUCAAAAUAUAUUGAUGAAAGAGUUGCAUAUGUAACAGUAUUUGCAUCAUCUGCAAUUUCUUCAACAUUUUUGAGAUUAUCAAAGCCAUUCAACCCUCUGCUUGGAGAAACUUUUGAAUUAACUCAUAGAGGAUUCAAAUUUAUUGCAGAACAAGUUAUGCAUCACCCCCCAGUUGCAGCAUAUUAUGCGGAAUCUGAUGACGGUAGUUGGGUUUAUUGGGGAACAAUUUGGUCUAUUAUGUCAUUUGGGCCAAAUAGUCUAUCUAUUCUUCCUCAAGGAACUGUUCAUUUAAAGAUUAAGACUGUUGAUGGAGAGGAGGAAUACUCUUGGGAACGCCCAAAUUGUAUUAUUCACAACAUUAUUUUUGGUACUACAUGGUUAGAAUGGUUGGGAGAUAUUAAUGUAACAUCAAAUAAUCAUGGCUAUAAAGGGAAGACUUCAUUUUUCACAGAUUCGAAUAAUUCACAUUCAUGGGAUAGAUAUAAUAGUAACUUAGAAAAAGCAAAGCGUAGCAAAAGACGAAAUAUUGUAACCGGUUCAGUUUAUAAUGAAAAUAAUCAGAGAUUGUUUUGCAUCGAAGGGCAAUCAGACUAUGAAAUCCAAAUUUCCUCAUUGAAUUCUCAAAGUGGGUCAUAUCACCCAUAUUCUAAGUCAAACGUUGUUUGGAGGUGUAACCCACAUCCUCAUGAUGGAGAUAAUUCACGAAAUUUCUUCCUAACAUACAUGGCUCUUGAAUUGAAUGAAAUAUCAGAUGAUUAUAAUCCAGAAAAAGGCGCAAAUAUGCCAAUAACAGACAGUAGAUUUAGACCUGACCAAAGAUUAUACGAAUCUGGAGAUGUUGAUGGGGCUCAAAUUAUUAAAGGGCUGCUAGAAGAAAAACAAAGAAAGAGAGAAAAGAAUGGAACUUCCGCUGUACCAAGAUGGUUCACUAAAGGAAAGAAAUUAUCAUCAUCUGUUCUAAAUGCUAAGCAUAGUUCUGUAUCUAAAGAUGUCGUUGAGUAUGAAUGGGAGUUUACGCAUGAAUAUUGGAAUUAUAAGAAUUCCCAGAAAUUCUCAGAUUUAAACGAUAUUGUUGAUAUUUUUAACAUUGAAACAUAA